AUUUCGCUCUGCGAGGAUUCGUUUCAAGUCUACGAGUAAAUUGUGAAGAUGCCACCGAAAGCAAGCGGAAAAGCCGUGAAGAAAGCUGGUAAAGCUCAGAAGAACAUCAGCAAGACUGAUAAGAAAAAGAAGAGGAGGAGGAAGGAGAGUUACGCUAUCUAUAUUUACAAAGUAUUGAAGCAAGUCCAUCCUGACACUGGAAUCUCGAGCAAGGCCAUGAGCAUCAUGAACAGUUUUGUCAACGACGUUUUUGAACGCAUUGCUGCCGAAGCUUCCCGUUUAGCUCACUACAACAAAAGAUCUACCAUCACUUCUCGGGAAAUCCAAACUGCAGUCAGACUUUUGCUGCCUGGCGAAUUGGCCAAACACGCAGUGUCUGAAGGCACUAAAGCUGUAACCAAGUACACCAGCUCGAAGUAAAACGCCUACGAUUUCGAGUUCAUUCAACCGGCCCUUUUUAGGGCCAACAAUAUUUUAAAACGUAGACAAUUUUGUUUUUACUGAACCCAAUCACCUCCUUGUGUUCUCUGUUUCCUGUAUCUUUAUUUAACUCAUGCAAUUUAUGGAGUACCUAUAAGAAUUGAGCGACGAUAAGUAAUACUUUGAUUUUUUGUUUACGUCAUAGUUGAAACGAUAAGACGAUGUUAUUUGUAGUAAGAAAUACUGUGAAAUGUGAUAUUCUAAGAUUCUAAUUACUGUCAGUUCAGCGUGACAUGCUAUGUAAUUGUCGUUUUGAAGUAAUUUGAACCUCAAAUCUUGAAAUUCUAAGUUAUUUUUUCUUCCACAAUAAAGAAAGUUCCUAAAAUUAAUUACUUGUGUGAUAAAUAUUUGUAUGUAAAUUAAAGACGACGCAUUGAAUACAGUAUAAUAUCUUCUUCUCAACGUUUUUCUGUACUUGAUCAGUUUUAUAAAGAAUGUAAUAUUAUGUAAUCAUAUUUUUUAUAAGGUACUAGAAAUGAUUUUUUGUAUUAGCUAAUGUAGUAAAACGGAUGGAAGUUUGUGCACUGUGAAAGAAAAGCUUGAAGUCAGGUAGCUGAGAGAGGAAUAGGAAGAGAAAGAGAAAACUGCAUAUACGACAGCAUAGGACCAUGCAUACCAACCAGGGCUCUCGUAAUUCAUCCCACGGCCGGAAAGUGGGGACGACGCGACCAUGGUGGGACCAAUAGU
This is a messenger RNA of Ceratina calcarata, 1167 nucleotides long. RefSeq names its product histone H2B. Lineage: Eukaryota; Metazoa; Arthropoda; Insecta; Hymenoptera; Apidae. Bases 49 to 420 code for a protein of 123 amino acids. The transcript has a single exon. Gene Ontology annotation, molecular function: structural constituent of chromatin; protein heterodimerization activity; DNA binding. Gene Ontology annotation, cellular component: nucleosome. The record is from RefSeq and is a predicted model, not a curated record.